UUUUGCACCUAAGUAGAGCUGCAAAAUAGUAAAAUAUUUUCAAGCAAGCCAUGGAUGGUCUUCAGUAUUUAUCUGAAGUUAGUGAUGCUGAAUCUUUCAGAAGUUCAGAAAAUCUCAGAUCUAGAAGUAAAAGUAAAAAAAAGAUUAAAUCAAGCAGCAAACACAUUAAAUCUGAACAUAUAGAUUAUGAAAGUGAUAUGACUAAUUUCCAUGAAAAUAAAAAAUUCAAAACCAGAAGUAAAAUAGAAGAUUCUUACAAUAAAGAUGACUCAAGAGCUCGCUCCAAACAUAUGGAAUAUGAGAAAUAUAGUGAAACUCAACAUAGACGGAAGCACAAGAGAAGAAGAUUAAGCCAUUCUCCUACUUUGGAUUCAGAAAUUCUUGAAAACUCUAUUAAAAGUCAAAAAAAUAUUCAUAAGCUUGAAGUUAAAGAAGAAAACCAUCACCGAAGUAAUUCUAAAAGUAACAAAAGACACAAAUCUCAUCACAAAAAGAAGAAAAGCCGACACCAUGACUCUGAAAUGGAUACUUCAGUGGAUUACAAGCGCAAAUCAAAGAGACGUCAUCAUAGUGGAAGCUCAUCUAGUUCAUCUAGCAAUGAAGGGGCCAAAUUUUCAAGAGUCAAAGAGGAGAGAAUGUCUCCCAGCACCAAUGGAGUUGAUUCUCCUUCCAGAGUCCCAGAUAUUUCUCGGUGGGAAGACUCAACCAGCAACAGCAGAAGCAGUUCCCGCCGCCCUCAGACUGCAAGCAAUGCAGUGAAAAGAGAGACCUUGUCAGGCAGUGACACUGAGGAUCGGCGGGGGGAGAGCAACUGGAGAGGUUCUGCUACAAAUGGCAACUUACAGCAAAACAACAGGGAACAGUGGGGCCGGCCAAGUGCAGUCAAGGAAGAAGUUGAGCCUAUAGAGAAAGCUAAACCUAACCUCGGGCUGUCAGGGAAGCUGGCGGAGGACACCAAUACUUACAAGGGCGUUGUCAUCAAAUACUCUCAACCCCCUGAAGCAAGGAAGCCUAAACGGAGAUGGCGAUGGUACAUUUUCAAAGGUGAUGAGGAAUUGCCGUUUCUGCCCCUGCACCGGCAGAGCGCUUACCUGAUCGGUCGUGAGAGGCGGGUGGUCGAUGUGCCUACGGACCAUCCUUCGUGCAGCAAGCAGCACGCCGUGCUCCAGUACCGCCUGGUGCGCUACACUCGCGAUGACGGCACCGUUGGGCGCACAGUGAAGCCAUACAUCAUAGACUUGGAUUCGGCCAACGGAACGUACGUGAACAAUCGACGCAUCACGACGCGCUCCUACGUCGAGCUCAUGGAAAAAGACGUAGUGAAAUUCGGCUACAGCAGCCGAGAAUACGUCCUCCUGCACGAGACGUCUAAAGACAGCGACGCUGAUACCGCAGACGCCGGUCUGGACAUGAGUCCCGUGUCUGCUCUUAUGAACAUGUGAGAACCGAACUCCCCAAGUUGAUCAUAGCAUCUAACUGUUAUUUGAAGCCUUUUUGAUAUGUUCUGAUGAGUAACACUCCUAACAUUGGGUGAGAGCAGAACUACAAAAUGUGGUGUUGGUUGAGAUUAAAGAUGUCGAGUGCUGGAUUCGAUUAGUAAACAUGUUGAAUCAGUGCACAUGCGAGGGAAGAAGGUGAUCAGGGAAAACUAGGACGUUUGACAUUUAUAGUUGUAUGAUUUGAAUGAAACAUUCAAUUAGCAGACACUGGAAAUGAAUUUAGGUCUAGGUAAUUUGUUUCUCAGAUGAAUGGCAAACCUCUAUUCUGUCAUGAAUAUUCUGAAAUUCUGUCUAUUCUGAUACCCUUGAUUGAUGGGUAUUCAUGUAAGAAGAAUGCCUGACAGAGGAAGUAAUUAGUUGGUUCCUUGUUAACAUGGCUUGUAAAAUAUUGUUGCCAAUAGUUGUUUCAAUGCAUUAUUACUUUGAUAUAUUGUACUGUACAAUAUACGUAGACACUAUCACUAGUGACGAUGACACUUGGGCAACGCGGGCGCAUCCAAAAUAGACAGUUAGUGCUCUUGUCAUUUGAAUUGACAUGUUUUUGGGGGGAUCUUGGUGAUUAAUUUGAAACUUCUUGACGAUGAAGGUUCUCACGAAUGAUUUGUAUAUAUGCUGCUCUGAAAGAGAUAUCGUUUCAAGGCAAUUUUGUCUUAAGUCUGCUCAUUUCUACUCUCAUCAGUUUCACCGACCUGUACCUAACGAGUUGUUUUCUAUAUAAUUUGUGACCAAUUUGAAGGCCAUUAUACCAGUUAGAUAUCACUUCAUGUUAUUCAAAGUUUCAUUUUCAAUUUUGAUUGUACAUGCAAUUAUAUUUGUGUAUUAUAAGUACUUUUUACAUACAAGCUACAAACAGCA
Messenger RNA from Hyalella azteca, 2354 nucleotides. RefSeq names its product smad nuclear-interacting protein 1. Bases 51 to 1442 code for a protein of 463 amino acids. Gene Ontology annotation, molecular function: mRNA binding; protein binding. Gene Ontology annotation, cellular component: nucleus. NCBI's taxonomy places the organism in Eukaryota, Metazoa, Arthropoda, Malacostraca, Amphipoda, Hyalellidae. The transcript is spliced from 5 exons. The record is from RefSeq and is a predicted model, not a curated record. Gene Ontology annotation, biological process: miRNA processing.